CUGGAAAUGUCAGUGUGGGUAAGAGCUGCCAGUAGCCACAAGUCCCAAGUGACAGUUUACGACCUAGUUGAUGGAACAGUGUAUGUGUUUCGUAUUCGAGCGGUUAACAUCUAUGGAACGAGUGAUCCAUGUGCAGAAACAGAGCCGAUACUUAUUCCUGAAAUAACCUCUGAAUACUGUGGCGCUAGGAAAUAUAACAACAACGUCCACACACUUCAAGAAGAAGAAACAGACAAAGAAAUGUAUUCAUUUAAUCAGGAUACAGUUUCAGAAAAAGCGGUAGGAGAAACUUUUAAUUAUAGAGAAUACACUGAAGAUGAAUUAUUGGGCAAGACAAAUGAAGAUGAAUUAUUGGGCAAGACAAAUGAAUAUGAACUAUUUGGUAAGACAAGUGGAGAUGAAUUAUUUGGUAAUACAAAUGAAGAUGAACUAAUUGGUAAGACAAAUGAAGAUGAACUAUUUGGUAAGACAAAUGGAGAUGAACUAAUUGGUAAGACAAAUGAAGAUGAACUAUUUGGUAAUACAAAUGAAGAUGAACCAAUUGGUAAUACAAAUGAAGAUAAACUAUUUGGUAAUACAAAUGAAGAUGAACUAAUUGGUAAGACAAAUGAAGAUGAACUAUUUGGUAAGACAAAUGGAGAUGAGUUAGAGAGAGUAACUGAUGAAGAAAAAGAAAAUGAAUAUGACUUGUUAACUACAUCUGAUUCAGAUGAAGAAUGGGAACUUGCUUCUGAAGGAGUUGUUGAAACUCUGGAGGACAUUGUAUGUUCCAGUGAAGGUCAUGAAACAGUGCACUCAAGUGCUUUGAAGAGGACAGAAGUUGAAGAGGACAAGACCCAUCUGGUAGGAAGCAGUUCGUGUGAAGACAAGCUUCCGGAGGGUCCCAGUAUUAUAUCUGACCCUCCCACUGAAGAAGCACGUGAACACAGCUCUUUUCCUUCAGUGUCAACGGUUCCAGCGAUGCCUUUACUAAGAUGCAUCAUUUAUGAGCCCUUUGUUUGGGAAGCCCAAAUGCUUCACCAUGGCGUAAUGAGUGACAUGCCUGAUGUUGGAAUCAAUGCAGAAACUGUAGCUGAUAUUAGAAGCUUAGAACCAUUAACUCCCGAAAUUUGUUAUGCACGUUGGGUAGUUGAAGACAUCCAUCACUGUGCUGCUAUGUUGUCAUUGUUAGACUUCCCAGGUACAUUGGAACUCGCUAAACCUUUUAAUUCUCAACAAGCUGAAACAAAUCGGUGUCGUAUUUCAUUAGCAGAGCUGCUGUUUAGAGUCACUGUGUCACAGGACGACGUCCAAUUUUGUGAAGCCGUAGGAUGGCUUUCUGACCAAACAUUUGUCUGUAACACUGUGUUAGAAUUACCUAAUCAUGUGUUGUGUGUUAACAUUUUACCUCCUCUUCUACUUCAAACUUCAUUCUUCAGUAGCGGAAAACAUUGUACAGAUAAAAAACGACUUUCUGGAAAUGCACGUACGUCUGUUGAGCCAUGUCUUGAUUAUCUCAUCAUACAGCUUCCACCACAACAGAUGGAAGUGCCGACAGUCAUAAAAAGCUCGAGCUUGAAAGCACCAUGUAGAGUUCUGCCCUAUUUAUGUUUAUUGGAAAGUUCUAUUACAUUAGCAGAGACAUUUAUUUCAACGAGCUUGGACUGUGUGGAAUUAAGUCCAGAAUCUUCUUUCUUAAUCGAACCGACACCACCAACCAUUAUUCACCACUCCUUUAUUAUACCACAUAUUCAACUUAGUCAAAGAGUUCACUGUAUUGAACCUGAUAACAAUUCCAGUUAUAACGAAUCAUCUGAUCAGAAUAUAAGAAAGAAAGGCGAGCUUAUUUCUGUAGAUAAUCAUUUGAAGAAAGACUUUGAAUUGGAUAAUUGUGGAGACAACCCCCCAGCUUUAGUAAGAUCGCCAGCUGUAGUGAACCUGGGUCAUAUUUUACAACAAGAAACCAGUAAAUCACUUCAGAAGGACAUCCAAUCUGACUUUCAGAAAACUUUAGGUUGUAAUGUUGACUCAGAUCUUAGUGAUUCAGAAGAUUCUGAUAGCAAACCUUCGUCCACAGAUAAAGAUGAAAAUAAUGAGGAAGAUUCUAUAACAGAAAUUUCUAAAAUUGCUGAAGAAAUCGAAAAAGAAUUUGAAACUAAGGCCAAUGAAAUAGAAAAUCUUGAAAAGACUCUAACAGAAGAGCUUGUUUCACUGGAAAGUGACAUGGAACUUAUUCGUUCCAUACAAGAACAGUUUGAUAUCGAAAGUUAUAACAAGAUAGAUAAAGCAAAAUUAGAAAUCAAACUGGAAGAUGAUGACGAAAUAUCUUCCACUUUCUUUAAGAAAGUCCAAGAUGAAACGAAUAACUUAAAGAACAGUGAAGUCACUAAUGACGAUUUACUUCAUCCACUAAGACGACUUCACAGGACCCAAAUGUACAGGAACCAAAAUGAAAUAUUUAAAACUCGUGAUGAAACACCAUCCUCUCAUGAACACAGUGUCGACUUGAGCGAUAGACGUCGCUCUGGUAGGCUACAGAAUAGAGAGGUGUCGCCACCACACGUAAUAACUCACCUUGAAAACAGACUGAUCCCUGCUGGUUACAGGGUGAAACUGACAUGCUGGAUUUUAGCUGACCCUGAACCACAUAUACAGUGGUUGAAGAACGGGACAAAACUACAGCCGAAGCUGCGACACCUCGCUAUGGAUAUGUAUGACUUUGGGUUAUGCAGCCUGGAGAUCUUCAACGCCAAGCCUUCUGACACAGGACAGUACACAUGUGUGGCCACAAAUUGUUUCGGAACAUGUUCUACAACAGGCUAUCUGAGAGUAGGUG
This is a messenger RNA of Limulus polyphemus (Atlantic horseshoe crab), 2815 nucleotides long. RefSeq lists its product as uncharacterized. NCBI's taxonomy places the organism in Eukaryota, Metazoa, Arthropoda, Merostomata, Xiphosura, Limulidae. Gene Ontology annotation, molecular function: protein binding. The record is from RefSeq and is a predicted model, not a curated record. The transcript is spliced from 2 exons. The annotation marks the transcript as partial.